GUCAGUGAAUUUUGCGUCGCUUAAUCACGUUGUAACAUCUCAACAAUUGAAUCGCAUAUAUCUAUCCUAAAAUGGCAAAUCCAGAAGCCCAAGAAAUUCUGAAAAAUCUGAGUACACUACCGUCAGACACUUCAUAUGGAAGUUCUCCGAAAAGUCAACAAGAAGCUGUUAGGUUGAGUAAGACGCUUACGGCAGCGAUUGAGGCGCCGGAAAAUGUUGCUAUGGAACUUGCUUUUUCGACAUUCAUACCCAUGAGCGCCCGAAUCGCAGUAGAUUUAAAUCUUUUCGAACAUAUUGUGAAAUAUGAGCCUGUUAACGUAGUGAAAUUGGCGGAGUUUUCGGGUGCGGAAGAGUUGUUGUUAAGUAUUUAUACACUUUUUAUAUUUAAAACUGAUGGAACUAAUAAGAGAGCAGAAAUAAUAUUGAGACCUCUCUCUUCUACAAAUUUUGUCAAGGAAGUAGAUGAGGAAACUUGGGGGGCUACUCCUGUUACGAGAGCUAUGAUGCAGAAGGGUAUUGCGGCUGGUCAUCGCAUGUUAUUCGCAAACUCCAUGCUAGCCGCCCUGCACUCUCCUCGCUAUUUCCUCGAAACGAGCCACACCUCGCCCACAAACCCCAAUGAUGGCCUCAUGCAAUAG
This is a messenger RNA of Botrytis sinoallii, 638 nucleotides long. RefSeq lists its product as uncharacterized. Bases 72 to 638 code for a protein of 188 amino acids. The record is from RefSeq and is a predicted model, not a curated record. Gene Ontology annotation, molecular function: methyltransferase activity. The transcript is spliced from 4 exons. NCBI's taxonomy places the organism in Eukaryota, Fungi, Ascomycota, Leotiomycetes, Helotiales, Sclerotiniaceae.